CUCUGUACCCUCUCCGAGCACACUACUCCUCCGCAAGUCACUAAUUCUCAUAUAAUGCCUCCCAAAAAGUUUCUUGCAUCCAAGGAAGCGACGCUCUUCAAGGAACUUCUCGGUCUUUACGAAAACAGGCAGCUCAAGAAGGGCAUCAAGACUGCAGACGCAAUACUCAAGAAGAAUCCAGAGCAUGGCGAGACAUUAUGUAUGAAAGGCCUCAUUCUGACCCACAUGGGCAGACGGGAAGAAGGCCUCGAGCUCGUUCGGAAAGGCAUCCGCUUUGAUCUUACCUCGCAUAUCGUCUGGCACGUCUUCGGUCUCAUCCAGAAGGGAGAGAAAAACUAUGAGGAGGCUCUCAAGUCGUACACGCAAGCGUUGCGCUUCGACAAGGAGAAUAUGAACAUCCUCCGCGAUGCUGCCCACCUGCAAACCCAACUUCGUCUCUACGACCAACUUGUCGACACCCGGCACACGCUCCUCCGACUCCGUCCAAACCUUCGCCAGAACUGGAUCGGACUUGCGGUGGCCCAUCAUCUGAACGGGAACGUCGCAGAGUCCAAGAAGAUACUGGAAGGGUACGAGAAGAUGUUGAAGAACGUGCCAGAUUACGAUGCAGAACACUCUGAAGCGGUCUUGUACCACGUACGUGUGUUGGAGGAGCUGGAGGAGACCGAGGAGGCUUUGCGCUUGCUCGACAUCAGUGCAAAGUCGAGGGUCAUCACGGAUAGAGUGGCGAUCAUGGAGACGAGAGCACGAUUGCUCUCCAAGAUGAACUCGGAACACGGUGCAGACGAAGCUUGGCGCUCACUCAUUCAACAUAACCCAGAUAAUCAUGAGUAUUAUCGCGGCUUGUUGAAGAGCAAAAACAUCGACCUAGACGAUAUCUCAGAAACGAAUCGCGAAGAAGCACUCCACAUCUUAAAGGAGCUUUCGGAGCAGAAUCCCCGUGCAGAUACACCCAAACGACUCGCUCUGACCGUCGCCACAGGUGACGAAUUCAAAACCCUCGUACAGCCCUACCUCCUCCGCGGCCUCAAAAAGGGCAUUCCCUCCCUCUUCGCAGACGUCAAAAGUCUUUCCUCGGACCCUACAAAACGACAGAUCAUACAAGAAGUCGUGGAGUCGUAUAAAUCGCUCGAGGAAUCCGGCGCCGUUCUCUCCGAACCCUCCACCUCUGAUCCCUCCGCCACCGAGUCCUCUGCGGGAGCGUCGUCUUCAGCCCACGAACCGCCAACAACCUACCUCUGGACACUCUACUUCCUCGCCCAACACUACUCCUCCGUCCCCUCCCCCUCCCUCUCCUCAUUGACCGCCGACUCCCCCGCACAAUCGCAAUCGCGACCCGAUCAUGACCUCUCCCUUUCCCUCCUCGACACCGCGAUCCAACAUACCCCCACUUUGCCUGAACUCCUUAUGUUUAAGGCGAGGGUCUUGAAGAGGGUGGGAGAUCCCUGGGGGGCGGUGGGCGCGAUGGAGGAAGCGAGGAGGCUGGAUGGGCAGGAUAGGUUCUUGAAUGCAAAGUGUGGGAAGUAUUGGUUGAGGGCUGGGGGAGUGGAUGAGGCUUCGGAGGUGUUCGGGUUGUUCACCAAGAAAGACGCGCCGAGCCCGGGGUCGGACUUGGAGGAUAUGCAGUCGUUGAUAUAUCUCACUGAAGAAGCCAACGCGCAGAACCGGGCGGGAAAGCUACAUCUUGCGCUCAAAAAGUAUCAUGCGAUACACAAGGUCUUCGACGAGAUCGAGGACGACCAGUACGAUUUCCAUGGAUAUUCAAUACGCAAAUCUACCGUCAACAUCUACCUCGACCUUCUCAAGUGGGAAGACAAGCUCAGAGCCCAUCCUGCCUACGUCGCCGCCGCAAUCGCCGCUACUCGAAUAUACAUCAAGGUGCACGACGACCCUUCCGCCGCCCAGGCUUGCUUAGAGUCCGGCAAUACCGACUCUGACAAGAAGGCGAAGAAGAAAGCGAAGAAGGCGGCUCAUAAGGAGAAGCAGGCAGAGGAGAAGAAAGUCUCCGCAAGCGAGGACAAAGGCCUCGACGUCCCGCCCGCAAAAGACGAGGACCCGGAUGGCUCGAAACUUCUCACGUCUACUGAUCCCCUUGAGAAAGCGUGGAAAUUCUUGAGUCCUUUACUUGCUAUCAUCGACGCCGAGAGCGAGAGUGAGGAUGUGCAGAGGGUGAAGAAGGACCCUCGCGUGUGGAUUGCGCUUUAUGAUGUUUCUGUGAGGAGAGGAAAGUGGCUACUGGCUGCGAGGGCGUUGACCGCUGCUAAAGCUCUCAAUGGUGAACACCCCGAGCUUCACUCUCGGCUACUCCACUUCCGCAAAACUCACUCAUCACUAUCCGAACCACUCCCUGAUUCCACGGCUGCCAUCGUCUCCGAAGCCCUUUCUGCUCUCCUCCCCGCCGAAAGCGAACAAACGAGCGAAGCCUACAACUCUUCAUACCUGCAACGACACCCGAGCGAUCCCCGUGCGGUCUUGGCUGCUGCACAGGGAUUGAAGGUACUCCACGGUUCAAGAGAAGAGGUCGAGAAUCUCCUGUUCGGGGUGUUGGGGCCCGAGGUGAUACUAGAUAUUCCGACCGCACUCGACAUCAUUUCCUUCCUCAAAGACCUCAAAUCACCACGAACAGGCGAAUUCCGUGUAGCCUGCGACUCCAAGUUCGAGAAGUCGACGGUGUUCAAGCUGCCGGCGGAGCAGGCGGAACUGAAGAAAAAGGUGAAGGAAGCUGAGAUAGUACCUGAGGAGUCUGGGAAGGGAGAGAAGGAGGUGAUGGCCUGAUUCGCCUGUGCAAGGACUGGAGAUUAGAUUGGUGUCGUGUAGCCACUGUGUUCGCUGCUAGUGUAGGAUGUGGAACGAGGAAAGACUAACAAGAACUGCACGUUUCUCGACUC
Molecule: messenger RNA, 2888 nt
Organism: Stereum hirsutum FP-91666 SS1
Lineage: Eukaryota; Fungi; Basidiomycota; Agaricomycetes; Russulales; Stereaceae
Product: N-terminal acetyltransferase A auxiliary subunit
Exons: 16
Coding region: 55-2775 (906 amino acids)
Biological process (GO): N-terminal peptidyl-methionine acetylation
Cellular component (GO): NatA complex; cytoplasm
Molecular function (GO): protein binding; protein-N-terminal amino-acid acetyltransferase activity
Source: RefSeq, a predicted model, not a curated record